Molecule: messenger RNA, 2247 nt
Organism: Filobasidium floriforme
Lineage: Eukaryota; Fungi; Basidiomycota; Tremellomycetes; Filobasidiales; Filobasidiaceae
Exons: 15
Coding region: 41-2182 (713 amino acids)
Biological process (GO): regulation of DNA-templated transcription; DNA-templated transcription
Cellular component (GO): nucleus
Molecular function (GO): DNA-binding transcription factor activity, RNA polymerase II-specific; transcription cis-regulatory region binding; zinc ion binding
Source: RefSeq, a predicted model, not a curated record
UGGCACACAACUAGCUACCCAAUAGCCUGAGAAGAUCAGAAUGCCGGCUGUGCAACAUGCACCGAGACGAGCCAUGCGUCGACCCCGAAAGGCUUGUGUCGAGUGUAGGCGAAUGAAGAUCAGAUGUCUCGCGGUUACGGAUGACGGCCCAGCCGGCUCCAUCUGUCAACGCUGUGAGGCAUUCGGGACUACAUGCGAAUACGUUGCAAGGAAACGAAGAGAAGGCAGACAUCAGAGAUCGCCUGAAUACCGCGCUCCCAUGCAACUAGGCGAUCAAGUUCAUCUAUCGCGAGCCGCUACGAAAGACCUGAGUGAACAACCUGAAGAUCGAUACAUGACAGAUCGUACCACAUCAGAAUCCUGGGAUGGUGGACUUCACGUAGACGAUGGAGGUCAAGAGCCGAUCGAGGUAGACUUGGGGGCAUCUACCAGAAAGCCAAAUUGGGAGCUCGGAGGUUCCGAUAUGCCUACCUUUCCUGCGACGACGUCCCAUAGUUUCGACCCCUCUCAGUGGGGCUCAACAGCGUGGCGAAUACCUGACUAUCCUCCUACCAGGAGUUCUCGGGUGAAAGAUCAUACCUCCAGUACAGUAGCAGCAAGAGGACGAGGCAGUUCUAUGACUGCCGAGCUUGUGGACCGCAUCGCGCCCCACACGACAUCCGCACGCGGCCAAUACCAACAAUCCAGUCCGAGCCAACAGACCAUACCGAUGCCCGAUUCUGGACAGAUCCUGCCGAGUCCAGACUUUCCCUACCCAACCGGCAGCAGGCCUCUGUCCCACGACCUCGUUUCGCGGCUCAAUCCUAUCUCGCCGCAACCAGAUUCCUCGACAUCGUUUAAGGAUCUCGGAGGCGGUCGUACCGAUUCUAAGAUCGCGGAUGACGCAAUCUAUCUUGGUCUGGUCAGUCUUGCAGAAGCAGAAUUUCUGUUCCGAAAUUUCAUGGAAAAGCUUAGUCCCUUGAUCGGCCUCUUUGACCCAGACUACUACACGUUCAACCACGUACGGAAUCGGUCAUCGGCCUUGCUGUCCGCCAUAUGUUACGCUAGCUCCAAGUUCUUCCUCAAGCCCCUGACAGACAAGCUUUGGACUCACUGCCGGCGAGUGCUCGGCCGAGCCGUAGUCGACAGCGAGUGUACGCUCGAGCUGGUACAGAUGAUCUGUGUCUUGGUAUUCUGGAAGAAACCGACAGACCGAAACGCAUGGCUUGACGUCGGUAUCGCCGUCCGAAUGGCUCAACGAUUGAAUCUGAAGCAGAGCUCAAGGCAAGCGGGCCGAGACCCUGAGGACUUUCCCGAUGACAUGUCGCAGUUACAGGAGAGGUUUAAUCGCGAAAGGUCAUGGUACUGUAUUUUUUGUUUCGAUAGAACUUGGAGUGAGCUCCUGUUUGGCUUUCCAGGUAUGCUACAUCUAGACGAGACAGAGGAAAUCGAAACGUGGGCUAUCAAUACGGCUCGAUACGGUUCCAGGGGCGACUUUCAGUUGGCAUGCAGUGCGGCGUUCCGUUCGGCGUUCAAGACGAUACACAUCGCUCAGUCAAUCUUGAACGGGAAUGACGGCCCGCGCAGAUCCAUUGCUGGCGUCUCGAUCCAGAUGGCGGAACAGGACAUCCAAUCACAUCGAAAACGUUGGCUGUCUUCCGGGCCAUCCAGUCUCCUCUCUUGUCUUACUCCUGCUACCGUCGAGAUCUGUGAUACGAUAUCAGCUUGCCUCUGGUGCGAUAUCAAAGUGACACGGUACAAUAUGUGUCACGAAGGAGGAGCUCGAAUGGAUGUAUUACUGGCGUUUCAAGCGUUGGUCGACAAAGCGGCGGUCCUUGCGAAAUCGGAGCAUCUUCUAUACUGGUCGGACGGAUUGUCCACGAUGCUUACUCACCAAGGUGUCAGUGUAUAUAAGAUGUUCAAGGAUGGAACGGCAGAGGAGAAGAAACUGAUACAGGCAUCAUUCGCCACGACUCAUCGAUUCUGCCAUGAAUUGGCUGUAGACCAUCCGGAAUCGCCCUGCUUCCAUAUAGCAAAGUGUUUCGGUUAUCUUACGGGAUUUCUUGACAAGACCCUCGGCGAUCACUUGGAGGGUACAAAUCCCUUGGAAUCCGCGAUAAUGGCCAGUGCCUUCGAUGAUCUGGGCUGGCUGUCAAGCGACUUGGUCUUCUGGCAGAACGCUUUGGACGCGGGGCUUUUGUAAACGAAUCCAGAGGGAAGACGAAACACUGGAACAGAUUGAUUCUGCAGCCGUGCUAUAGAGACGUA